GCGUUGCGCAUUUCCAAUCCAACCGUCGUGGGCAGCUGAACCUCCCCCCAAAAAAACAAAUUAAACAAGUAGAAUUAUGCAGCGGAAACUUAUGCUUUUGGGCCUGAUCGGCUUGAGUCUGAUGGGCGUUUGCCACGCCUACGGUCGAAUUCUGGGCGGCGAGGAGGCGGACCCCACAGCCACGCCCUACGCCGCCUCCCUUCGCGUGGAUAACGCCCACGUGUGUGGCGGCAGCAUUCUGUCAGAAACCAAGAUCCUCACCACCGCCCACUGCGUCCAUCGCGAUGGAAACUUAAUCGAUGCCAGUCGGCUGUCGUGUCGCGUGGGCAGCACCAACCAGUACGCCGGCGGUCGGAUCUACACCGUGGAAUCGGUGGUCGUCCACCCGGAGUACUACAGCCUGAAGAACAACCUGGCCGUGAUCACGCUGAGCUCCGCUCUGGCCUUCACGGAUCGGAUUCAGGCGAUCCCGGUGGCCGCCAGUGGAGAGAGCCUGCCCGCCGAGGGGGCCGAGGUGACGGUGGCCGGCUGGGGUCGCACCACCGACGGCACCACCUCGUACAAGAUCAGGGAACUGGAGCUGACGGUGGCCCAGGAGGCCGCCUGCCUGGACGCGUACAGCGAUCAUGACGGGGACAGCUUCUGCCUGGCCCACGAACUCAGGGAGGGCACCUGCCACGGCGACGGAGGCAGUGGCGCCGUCUACGGGGGCAAGCUGAUCGGCCUGACCAACUUCGUGGUCGGCGCCUGUGGCUCCCGCUACCCCGAUGUCUUCGUCCGGCUCUCCAGCUACGCCGAUUGGAUCCAGGAGCAGAUUGCCUAGACUCCCCGUACACACUUCCCCUCCCAAAAUAAUAAUUUCCUUUUAAUUAACAAAAGAAACACAAAAAACAGAAA
Messenger RNA from Drosophila ficusphila, 897 nucleotides. RefSeq names its product chymotrypsin-1. The record is from RefSeq and is a predicted model, not a curated record. Gene Ontology annotation, molecular function: serine-type endopeptidase activity. NCBI's taxonomy places the organism in Eukaryota, Metazoa, Arthropoda, Insecta, Diptera, Drosophilidae. Gene Ontology annotation, biological process: proteolysis.